Dermacentor andersoni is the source of this 439-nucleotide messenger RNA. It is a transcript of the gene ND-B8, whose product is annotated as NADH dehydrogenase (ubiquinone) B8 subunit. The record is from RefSeq and is a predicted model, not a curated record. Lineage: Eukaryota; Metazoa; Arthropoda; Arachnida; Ixodida; Ixodidae. Gene Ontology annotation, cellular component: respiratory chain complex I.
UAGCCAAUCCAAUCCAAAUCGUCGUGCAAAAAUGGCUGGUUCUCGGGCUGCUGCAAAAUUUGGUAGCCACUUGAAGGAACUACGGUUGCAUCUCUGUCAGAAGUCUGCUGAAAGUGCUGGCGUUAGGGAAUUUGUAAUGAAGCACUACCGCAGCGUAAAGAACACCAACCCAGCACUGCCAAUCCUGAUACGAGAAUGCAGCGGAGUACAACCUAAAGUUUACGCCCGAUACGCAUUUGGAAAGGAGAGCCAUGCUUCACUCUCUGGGCUCUCAGCUGAUCAAGUUAUGACCACGAUAGAACAGAUGGCACAGAAGACUGUAUGAGUGGGUCACCAGUUGAUGCUUGUAGACUGUGUUGAAUGGCAUAAACAAUAGUGUCAUACACACUGCCUAAGAGAAGUGCUUUAUUCAUUGAAAAUAAAAAUGUAUGGAAUUCCA